AUGUCCGGCAAAUGGCAGAUCUCAAAUCGCUUCGCUCAAGUGUCCAAGGCUAUCAAGAAGAACGUGUACACAGAUGUCGGGAUACGGAGGGUCCCCAAAGCAGACAUUGUGAAUGACCAGCUCUCCACCGAUAUUCUUCAGCGACUGUCACCUUACCUCCGGCGAAACACGCCAGUCGACAUCCUCGAUUUGUGGCCCUCCACAGGGCUUUGGUCCUCCAAAGUCAAUGAAUUCCUCAAACCUCGUCGUCAUGUACUCAUUGAACCGGGCAUAAAAUAUUACGGGAAAUACCUCGACUCACUUGUCAAGAGCGGACGAGGCUUCGAGCUCCUCUCCUUCGAUCCGUACGACUUGAAUGAUUGGAGCGAUAUAUUUGCCAAGCAUCUACCCGAACAAGGGCCUUCGAGUACGCCAGACGCCCAAGUGCUGCCCAAGAAUGACACUCUACUUGUGCUGGCCAAUAUACCCGAACAGCGUAACAUAAGAGACCAUUAUACUCCGGGACGAUGGUGGAGCACAAUGAUGCAGAGCUGCCUGGACCAAAGAGGAGUGCACAUGUACGGCAGUGUUCGAAUAUUGGCCUCGAUUCCGGGAAACGCCAAGUGCAAUAUCCUCCCGCGCACUGUCAUCGACCGCAGACGGACCGCUAUGUUAACAGAGACCGUGUCACAGCACACAUUUGAGGUCGCUAGCACCUAUGAGAAUGAACAAUGGAUUAGCUUAAGGGAAUGGGAGCCACUGAAUCUCAACCGGGAGCGAGUCGCCGAACGAGCCGCCGCGCACAACAUCAUCACUCCAGCCGGCCGGGAGAUACCCCCGCUGGAAUCGGCACCGCCGAGUCCUCGGCCUGGGAAGCUUACACAAGAGCACGCACUUCGGCCAGCCAUGGAUUGGCACAAAUCCGUGUUGGAGCGCAUCGCGGCCGGGGAAAAUGACUCGAAAAGAGGUACGGCCGCCAAAAAGGAUGGACGAGCCGCCAUAUACGCACUGAACCUCGACAAUAAACAAGCCUGGUGGCGUCAACUGGCUGCCAACACCCGCCUCGAAGCCGACGAAGCUAACCGAAGUUUGUCGCGCCUAGCUGCCGACCCUGAUAAGGAUGCCGAAGAGCUCGAGAGGGCCGACAAACGAUAUGCUGGAAUCAAGGCCACGUUUGAUAAAAUACUCGGAAAGAUCCACUACCGUGUCGUGAGAGGUCAUGACCGCGUAACCGACGACGGCCGUAUCAUGGCCGACACCGGCGGGACUUUCGACGACUCCGUGUUCAUCUUCGACCGCCGGCCAUUUGAAGCGUUGCGCAUAGACCCAGAGGAACAAUACCCCCGUGUACCGCGAACCUUUGUGUACUUCGAAGCAGAUCCCAACCCCCCGGUGGUGCAGAAACUCAGUCUGCUCUCACACGAGAAGCGUGGAGAGCUUAUGGAGCUCUUCGACAUUCUCUCGUCGGUUUUCAGCACUCGCAUCCUACUGAGUCUGUCUGAGCUUUACGAGAUCAUCUCACCCAAACGAACUCCCAACGAAAUCGUCAAAGACCUCCCGGUCCUGGCUAGGUAUGCCACGAAGCGGCUGAAACCCGGCUCUGGUCCCGUCGCGCUGGAGGACCCUACGUUGGAUCCAAACGAUUGCUUCCAGGAGAACAUCGACUACGAUCUCUCCGAUACGCGGAUACGGCGCCUCCCCGUCUCCGUGAUAUGGGACAUUCUGUUGAAUUAUCAAAACAAUGCGGCAGAUGUUUCCCCGAGGCAAUUCUCAAGGUUGCUCGGAGGGACCGUAACAGGGGCAGUCGCCGGGGCUGGAUCGGCGCAAGAAUUUAAACUGCGCUAA
Messenger RNA from Penicillium cinerascens, 1824 nucleotides. RefSeq lists its product as uncharacterized. The record is from RefSeq and is a predicted model, not a curated record. Bases 1 to 1824 code for a protein of 607 amino acids. Lineage: Eukaryota; Fungi; Ascomycota; Eurotiomycetes; Eurotiales; Aspergillaceae. The transcript has 2 exons.